AUGUCUCCUGAACCUGGAUACACCAUCCGGUCUCCACAGCCAAGCGACUACUCAGCCUGGUCGACACUGUGGAAAGCCUAUCUGGGCUUUUACGGGACCGAGCUGCCCGAGCAGCAAUACCUUGAGACCUUCUCCCGGCUCACAGCUCACGCCAACCCAUCCACUACCACUGUCUCCCAUCCUCCCUCUUCCUCACUCUCGCCGACAACACCCGCCGCGGGCGAAAUCUACGGUCUCCUCGUGAUCUCACCGGCGCCCGACCUCCAACCCGUCGGACUCGCGCACUACCUAUUCCACUCCUCCGCUUGGUCAUCUUCCCCUCUGGCCCAGUGCUACUUGAACGAUCUGUAUGUUUCGCCAGAGCAUCGUGGGCAGGACCUGGCGGAGAGAUUGAUCAGGGAGGUGGAGAGUAUAGCAAAGAGGGGAGCGGAGGGGUGCGGGCGGGUGUACUGGUUGACUCAGUCUGGCAAUCAGCGAGCAAGAAAGGUGUAUGAUCGAGUUUGCGCGAUUGAGACUGGCGCCGUGGCAGAUGAGGCGGAUCUGGGGAGGUCGGCUACGGAGAGUUUGGGAGACGGGCAGCCAGUGCAGCACCAUGCAAACGGGGGCCAGAACCCGGAGGGAGGAGGUGCGCCUCGGAAGCCAAGGACUGGCGGGUUGAUGGAUCGGGUAGUGUACAAGAUAGACCUGUAG
Messenger RNA from Dioszegia hungarica, 690 nucleotides. RefSeq names its product acyl-CoA N-acyltransferase. The record is from RefSeq and is a predicted model, not a curated record. The coding region runs from base 1 to 690 and encodes 229 amino acids. The transcript has a single exon. Lineage: Eukaryota; Fungi; Basidiomycota; Tremellomycetes; Tremellales; Bulleribasidiaceae. Gene Ontology annotation, molecular function: N-acetyltransferase activity.